AGUCUGUUGUGGUCAUCUCCACUACACUGACAUCUUUACUAGAGCUGUAAUACAGAGACAUCUCUGAAGUUGCUGUAAAUUCUCACUUACAAAUGCAUGUUGAUGGUUUGGCGCCUAAUUUAGCUCACGGCCACGGAUUUGUCUCACUUUUUAAACCAAGGACUGCUUUGUAUAGUCUGGGGGCUAAAAACACGGCUUCAGAAAGAGCUUAUUGUUGGAGAUUUUCCCCUCACAACCCUAAAACCCUCCAGCUUAAAGCAGUGUUUUGUCUGGAGAACCCAGUUUGAGGAAAUGCAGUUAUGUGUAUGUGUGUGUCUUACAGAGAGAAAGAGAGAGAGAGAGAGAGAAAGAGAGAGAGAGAGCCUAGUCUGAAGGAAUUUAACGAGGGCAACACAGAUCUAAGAUUUAAGCACAGAGCCUAUCAUUGUUUUCAUUUCAGUCGAGAGAGCAGCGUACAACUGAGGGUCUAAAGAGAGGACAUUAAUGUUGGUGUCAUGUGUCCUAUCAAUCAGGGCUGUGGUGGAGGUCAUUACAGCUAGCAUUUUUACAUUUAAGACAUUUAUGUAUAUAUACCAGACAUAUACAGAUAUGUGUGUAAAAAAAAAAAAAAAAAAAAAGAUCCUGAUUGACAGAAGAUGAUAGACGCUCAUCCUUGGGCCCAUUUGUUCCAGUUGUUUACCUAAAACCCGGGCAAGCAAAGUCUUCACUUCCUCAGAACAAGCUGAGAGGAGGGAAAAGUGGGAUCAGCGCGAUGAAGCCUGCAGUGUGUUCCUGUGUGCAAAGUUAUAGAGUCUAGAGGGAUGACGUGUGUGAAAGAAGCUCUAUCUAAUCACUCCCCCAUGAGGGAGAAGACAGUGAGAGGGGCUGAAGUGAAGCCAAAGGAGAGGGGAAGGGCCUGACAUCAGCAAGCCAAAACAGCUGCCCCCUUCUCCCCCAUGGGGAGACGGCAAGGGGAGCCUGAUGGAGCAAGAGAGAGAGGGAGAGAGAAGGGAAGAGUGGAGGGUCUGUAAGUGCGGAGCGGGAGAGAGCGGCUUGCGAGGCAUUUGAGGGUCUGUAGAGGCUGAAGAGAAGGAGGUAUUGGCAAGUGGAAAGGAGGGGGAGGGAAGAGAGAGGUGGUGAGUGUGUGCUUGCAUGCUUUCAGAGUGAGGAUAGCCAGAGAGCAAGGGACAGGGAAGAGUGUAAGGGGAGAGCAGAAGGGGAAGAGUGGUGGGUAAGACUUGUUGGAGGGGGAGAAAGAGGGGUUGUAAGAGGAGAGAGGGCAGGAACGGGGAAGUCAUCUGGGGUGGAUUUCAAGGCAGGACAAGUUGUCAGGGAGAAGGGCAGAGGUGUGAGGAGUCACUGGGGAGGAAGGAACAUGUUGCAGAAGAAGACGUUAAAAACAUAAGGAGGCCACUCAAAACAUGAAGCGCUGAAGAGGAGGAAGAGAAGAGGGACCUUCUGGAGUGAAGCACUUGUCUCGAGAGAUCAGAUAAGAGUUGAGGGGAUUAAAGAUACAAGAUUAUAGGGGUGUCUGCUGGAAGUAUGGGGUGCAUUCACAGCACGAGCACUGGCAGGAUGAAGAACCAUGGACUUGGUACUGACGCAGGAGGAAUCCCCAUAAAGGCAGACCCUGAGGUACAUCCUGAAAUCCUUCAACUUGCUGAGCUCACCAAAACUGGGAGCCACGCCUUCACAGAGAAGAGCUUCAAGAGGAGACGGGUGUGUGAUGUGUGCAAGCAGAACAUUGACAACCCCGGGGCUUUCUGCAAGGAGUGCAAGGUUGCAGUUCACAAGACAUGUGAAGCCAAGGUGACUCCCACCUGCACCUCAACUACAGAUCUUAACAGUUCCAUUAAAUCUACAUCACAGAAGAAAAGAGGCUCAAUACCAAGGAGUAAAAGUGUGGAACAAGUGAUGGAGCAUGUGAUGGAGCACCACUACGACUUCGACCUCACCUACAUCACAGAGAGGAUCAUCUCUGUCUUCUUCCUGCCAGACCUGGAGGAGCCGCGGUACCACAGAAACCUACAGGAAGUGGCCUCCAUGCUGAAAUCCAAGCACCAGGACCAGUUUCUGCUACUGAAUUUAUCAGAGAGGAGACAUGACAUCACCAGACUUAAUCAAAAGGUGCAGGACUACGGCUGGCCUGAUCUUCAUGCCCCACCCUUGGACAGGAUCUGUGCCAUCUGUAAGGCCAUGGAGACCUGGCUGACCUCUGACCCCAGCAACGUAGUGGUCCUCCACUGCAAGGGACACAAAGGGAAGACGGGGGUCAUUGUGGCAGCCUACAUGCACUACAGCAAGAUAUCCGCUGGAGCGGAUCAGGCUCUCACCACACUGGCCAUGAGGAAGUUCUGUGAGGACAAAGUCUCGUCAUCCCUGCAGCCCUCUCAGAACAGGUACAUCUACUACUUUGGCGGUCUGCUGUCAGGUACCAUCAAAAUGAACAGCAGUCCUCUGUUCCUCCACCAGAUCCUCAUCCCCUCUCUACCAAACUUCCAGACUGGAGGAGGUUUCUAUCCGUUCCUGAAAAUUUAUCAGUCUCUUCAGCUGGUCUACACCUCAGGCGUCUAUGAUCCCCAGAGCUCCAGGGCGAGGAAGCUGUGUGUGACUAUGGAGCCAGCACUAUUAUUAAAGGGGGACAUAAUGGUGAAGUGCUACCAUCGGCGGAGUCGAGCAGCAGAGAGGGAGGUGGUCUUCAGAGUCCAGUUUCACACCUGUACUGUUCACGGGGCCCAGCUGUGGUUUGGCAAGACUGAACUGGACCUGGCCUGUACAGAUGACAGGUUCCCUCCUGAUGCUACAGUCGAGUUUAUCUUCUCCAAUGGGCCAGAAAAAAUGAAAGGUCGAGAAUAUCGUAAGAAUGAUGCCUCUAUCAAAGUGGACUUUAACACCUCAGACCCUGUGGUCAGAUGGGAUUCUUAUGAGAACUUCAACCUGCACCACCAAGACAGCAUGGAAAAUAUCUCUCAUACGAGGGGCCCACUGGACGGCAGUCUAUAUGCACAGGUGAGGAAGCGGCGUGGGCCAGGCUCAACUGCCUCAGCAGCCUCUCCCAAUGGAUGCCUCACUAACAGCCCAACAGUGAAGCCCCAAACUCCCAGCCAGCCCCAGCCCCCCACCUACACCAGUGAUUCCAAUCGCUCCUCAGCACCCACUGAUCAUCUGCAAGACGGCUCUCCGUCCAUAAACUGCCCUGAGAGAGAAAAUCCUGACUGUCCAUUGAGGAGAGGAGACGGGGAAGACAGAGCAAGAGAUAAAACAAGAGGGAAAGAAAAGGAUCGGGAAACGGCGAUAUUAGAUGAUGGACAACCGUCAAGUCCGGGGGGUUUGAGGCGAGAGCACUCGUGUUGUGGUCGAGCAGGUGCAAAGUGUGGCAAUGUGGGAUGGGAGAGAGGGCCCUGCCUUUCUAAUGGGCACUGUCUCGGACGUUGCAAUAGCAUUAAAAAUCAUCCAAAAAGUCAAACUCUGCCUGCUUUACCAUCCAAAUCUGUGUCACCUCCUCUAAAUUCAGCUCAUAUGGAGCUCUGCCAUCGCCAUAGUGCCCAUCCUUUACCAGAGUUACCAUGGGAACGUCCACCCCCACCCCCGCCACCACCCCUGUCCUGUCUCCACAGGCCGUACUACCCUUAUUCUACCCCUGAACAUGCACACCCACACAGCCACACCCUCCCAGCCUCAAACCGACUCUGCACCGGGGAGGAGUGUCACCUCUUCCAUUAUUCCAGCCACGGCCCGUCCGCUCAUCUCUCCCAUCAGUCACUGCCCUCCAGCCCUUACAGGGAAAUGUUCUUCAGCUCUCCAACAUCGUCCUCUGGUUGCCCCUGUUGGGACUGCUCCAGCAGGCGAGAGCACCAACCAUCCUCAGUCAGAACAUUCCACCCAUUGCACCCAGACCAAUCGGAGAACCCACACUGGUCCCAAGGUGCAGGGGCACAACGAACAAGAGAGGCGCCUCCGCUAUGGGAAAGUGAAAAUCCAUGGGAGGUGGCAAGAGAGGCCGAGUUCUGGCAGUGCAAAUCAGCUAUGCCUGCGUUUCGGGUGUGUCAUCCCUCUUUGGAUCAGAGUCCAAACCCGGAGCAGCCUAGAUUUGCCCUCGCACCUCACCAGAGCUACCAUAGCCCCCAGUCUCUGGUGGAUGUGCGGGAUGGAGCCAGCAGUGGGUACCACACGCCUCCACAACCCCGUCACUCCUGCCCCUGCUCUCCUUAUCAGUCCUCCCCGGCCGAGAGCCACGAGAGCCGGGGUUACGCGUCAGGAUACCACUCUGGGUCAGCCUCGCCUCUGCCUGCUGGUAGCCCUUCUUCUGGGAAAGGCAGGCUGCCCGAGACGCCCUCUAGAUGCAGAGAACAGCAGGAUGCUGAAGUAGAGAAUGCCAAAACUGAUGUGGAUGAUGACAUAUCCCAGGGUUCAGAGACUAAAUCGGACUCUAAUGGCCAGACAAGCACCCCUGGACUGGACUCUGAUCAUGACUACACACUUAUUGGUAGCAGCAGCCCAACACACACUGAAGACAGUGUUACUGCUGAUAGCCCUUCUCAAAGCCAAGAAACCUCCACACAGCUCGACUCCAGCACAAAUAGCAACAAAACUAUCACACCGGUACCGGCAGAAACACAAACCCAAACUUCCGGCAUAUCCAUAAACUCUGCACAAUCAUCAAGUGAGCUGAGUUUGAGUUCUGAUGGAACGAUCGGCGCUGUCAGGAUCACAGGGAGUGCUGAAGGAUGUAAGCAAUCGCAUGCUUCAAAUUAUGCUGCUGUCAUCAUCACCCCGGUCCAAGUGCAACUCAAUGGUUCUGCCCUUCCCAGCGAUACCACAUCCAACAGCAGCAGAAGUGUAACCAUGAACCCUUCUGUUAGCCUCACUUCCAGCCCCUCCGCCACUUCCCCAAAUUCUCCUAUUGGCUCUCCAGAUCGGCAGUCCUCUCACCAGUGCCCCCCAUUGGCUGCAGACACAGCAGGGCACAGACUGACCCCAGACAGAGACAGCUCAGCCGACAACAAACCUCCAUCACCUGUGCCCGACGGCUAUCACACACCCACAUUUCCCUUAGCUUCCUAUUACUACCCAUUACUAAACGUCCCCCAUGUCCCAUACACGGGCUACACUGCAGUCACCAUCCCCGCCGUCCAGCCACCGCUCCCCGAGAAGAAACGCCUUUCCUCCACAGCAGGAUCCCUGAACGGACACAACUCUCUUCUUAGAAUCUCCUCAGCUCCUUCCCCCACACACCACGUUUCUUUCUCCCCUGCUACGGGAGAGCAGAGACGAGGGUCUACGCAGUCUAGCUACAGGGAGGAGGCAGACAUCAGGGUUAAUGCAAAGUUUGUCCAGGACAGCUCCAAGUACUGGUACAAACCAGGCAUCUCGAGAGACCAAGCUAUAGCUGUGUUAAAGGACAAGGAACCGGGGACUUUCCUCAUCAGAGACAGUAACUCUUUCCAGGGGGCCUACGGUCUGGCCCUCAAAGUGGCCACCCCUCCUCCUAAUGCCAACAUCGCUGGAGGCAAAGGGGAUCCUCUGGAACAGCUGGUGAGACACUUCCUCAUCGAGACUGGGCCACGGGGAGUGAAGAUCAAGGGCUGUCAGAACGAGUCCUACUUCGGAAGUUUAUCUGCCCUGGUGUACCAGCAUUCAAUUACUCCCAUCUCUCUGCCCUGUGCUCUCCGCAUCCCAGAGAAAGACCUUGUUGGGGAGCUUCAGGAGAUGCAGAGUGCAACAAACACCAGCACAGCAGCUGACCUCCUCAAACAAGGAGCAGCCUGCAAUGUGCUUUACCUGAACUCUGUGGAAACUGAAUCACUGACGGGGCCGGAGGCAGUUUCCAAGGCAACCAAGUGCACUUUGGCUCUGAGUCCGCGUCCAGUGGCAACGGUGGUCCACUUUAAAGUGUCCUCUCAGGGGAUCACUCUAACAGACAGCAAAAGAAGGCUAUUUUUUAGGAGACACUAUCCAAUCAGCAGUGUAACAUUCAGCAGCCUUGACCCCCAAGACCAGAGGUGGACUAAUUCUGAUAGCACAUCAAGCAGGAUGUUUGGCUUUGUGGCCAGGCGGACAGGCAGUGCUACAGAAAACGUGUGUCACCUAUUCGCAGAGAUGGACCCCGAGCAGCCGGCUGUGGCCAUCGUCAACUUUAUUAACAAAGUCAUGCUGGGACCACAGCUACGUAGAUGAAGGAGCAGAAGAAUUUGAAAACUCUGGACUAUCAGGGAUGUGGGAGAGAUUCUAGCAUAACUUUUUUUUUUUAAGAUAUGUGUGUGUGUUACUACAUUUUUGCUUGCAUUCGUGCAGGUGGCAUGACUGUGCUCGGCUGUAUGACUGUUUUUAUAUUUCUGACAGAUCACUGCUCCAAAGGGCAAAGUAUUGUUUAUAUGUCAGCUUCCAGAGCAGUUACAGAGGAAUAGUUUGAUAAGCCAAAGACUGACCUACCAUUGGUAAACUUGCCAAAUGAGAUUCAAAUAAGAGUUUUUUUGUUGUUGUUGUUUUUGCUGAUGAAGUAAUUUUUUGUUUUUCUGUUACAAACUCUUCACAUGAUGUACAACAAAACUGCAUGACAAUCCAUUUACCACACCGUUAUUCUUAAAGUUUCUGUACACCAACAUUUAAAGCUCAAGAGACAAUGGUUCAGAAGGCCUUCAACAAUGUAGUAGAAAGUCAGAGUCAUGUUUCAAGGUGUAAAGUGGCUGCAAUUUUGCUCGCCACGCAGUGUUAGAAAGAGUAAAGGAGGUGACUAAAUGUAAGAGGUUGUGUAUUUUGAAUAUCUGAGAAGAAAGUGUAAAUUCAAUCCUCAACAAUACUAUGAAAACCUAAGCUGAACCUAUCUACAAUUUAAAACACAGACAGAUAGAUGACUGGUUACACACUACAUAAGAAAGUAAAAGGGAGGUUAGCCUCACAACAGAAGUAACUCGUUUAAAAGAUAAGGACAGGACUUGAAUAUUUACGAACUCUACAAUCUCCACAUUUCUAAUGUCAUUAUAAAAAGAACCAGUACAGACCAGUCUCUCCAUAUUACAUAUUUUAGAUUUGUUUAAUUUACAUUACCUAUUUAACCAACCAAUAUCCACAGUAACAUGUAAUAUGUGUGAGUUAUGUUUCAGAGAGAAGUUUCACUUAAAGCCAAAGACUUCAUUAUUGUGUAAAGAUAUUCUCAUGGUUGAUUUUUUUUAUCAAUAUCUUUUCAUUGUUUGGCAUUUGUGUGUUUUUUUAUAAACUGAGACAGUAUUUAGAUGACUUCAGCACAAUUAUUAUUUUUCAUAAUGGAUUUUUAUGUAAAAGAAGUAAUAUAUUUUAGGCCUCUGAGGUGGAUGACAAAGAAUGGUGUAUGUCAUAUUUGACAAGUAAAUUAAAGCAAUCAAAUGAAAUCAAAUACAA
Molecule: messenger RNA, 7356 nt
Organism: Seriola aureovittata
Lineage: Eukaryota; Metazoa; Chordata; Actinopteri; Carangiformes; Carangidae
Product: tensin-2-like
Exons: 27
Coding region: 1522-6156 (1544 amino acids)
Biological process (GO): peptidyl-tyrosine dephosphorylation
Molecular function (GO): protein binding; protein tyrosine phosphatase activity
Source: RefSeq, a predicted model, not a curated record